This is a messenger RNA of Pimephales promelas (fathead minnow), 2078 nucleotides long. NCBI's taxonomy places the organism in Eukaryota, Metazoa, Chordata, Actinopteri, Cypriniformes, Leuciscidae. The record is from RefSeq and is a predicted model, not a curated record.
AUAAUAAAGCAAAGGUGACAAUUUUUAUAUUUAAUCUUUUUUUUUUUUUUUUUUUUUCAUUAUAGAGCCAUGCAAUCAGAGCCAAUCAAAGUUGCAGCCCUAGGAAGACCUCUGUUUCCUGGUAUGCUGUAUGACUGCCGCAAGGAUUCCUUCAUUCCAGGUGUUACUCUGUGGGAUAAGGAAUCAUUGACUGAAAAACAAUUGGACAGUCGUCCACAGCUCAUGACAGAUUUGAAGUUCAGUAGCUCUGACUCUCUCUCUAGUAAGGCAGAUCUCAUGGAUAUAAGUGCUUCCCUGAAGCUCAGCUUCGAAGGGGGAAUGGUGGAUGUUGAAGGAUCUGGCAAAUACCUGCGUGACACAAAAUCCUCACACAACCAGUCCCGAGUUACAAUGCAUUAUAGCGAGACCUCCAGAUUUGACCAGCUCACCAUGACCCAGCUUAGCCACAUCACCUACCCUCAGAAGCUUGACCACAAAACUGCAACUCAUGUGGUCACGGCUGUUCUGUACGGAGCCCAGGCCUUCUUGGUGUUUGAUCAGAUGUCUACAGAAGAUGAAAGCAAGCAGGACAUUGAGGGGAAACUGAAAGCAGCGGUAAAGAAGAUUCCUAACUUUUCUAUUGAGGGAGACGCAUCUGUAAAACUGACAGAUGAAGACAAAAAAACUGCUGAGAACAUCACCUGCACGUUUCAUGGUGACUUUCAUCUUGAGAAGAACCCCACCACAUACAUGGAGGCCCUGGAUUUGUACAAGAAGCUCCCAACUCUGCUGAAGGAGAAUCCACAGAAUGCAGUUCCAAUAAAGGUCUGGCUUUAUCCUCUUAAUUUAUUGGACUCAAAAUCCGCUCGGUUAGUGAGAGAAAUCAGCACAAAUCUGGUUUCCAACACUGAAGGUAUAAUGGAGGAGCUGGGAGACGUAGAGAAGACAUGCAAUGACCUGUCCAAAAGAAAAGAGGUAACUGUUUUCAGUGACAUUGAAGAGAGGCUGCACUCAUUUCAGGACUCAUUUAGCAUUUAUAAGACUGUGUUCCAGAAAGCAGUGGCCAAGGUCUUGCCUGAUAUUCGAGGAGGUGGGAAGGAGGAACAGUCACUGGCAGACAUCCUGAAGACCCAUGACGGCUCCCCUUUUAAGGCUGACAAGCUCAAUCAGUGGUUAAAUGAUGCAAAGUCUGAACUGAACCUCUUGAGUUCUCACACCAAGACACUGAAGCAGAUCAGGAUUGAAGACUCUGAUGGUCUGAACAACAUCCUCCUUGAUCCUGAUAUUGAUGUUGUGGUGUGUUUGACCUUCACAUCUCUGAAAUAUGAAGAAAAGUAUCUUUCAAACCUGAAAGAGUUCCUGAAAUCUGAUAUGUUUAAAGAUGGAAACAAAAGUGUGCUUCAGGAGGCAUCUGACAGAAAAUGGUUCAAAGAUUCUGGUAUAAUAAAGAAGAUGAGAGAGAACUUGUCUAUCUUCAGAGACAUAUCAGAAGCCAAUAAAGAUGAUAAGAGAAUCCGCUUCAUUAUUUCUGCUGUCUCUGAUCCCUCCAAUCAAGGCCCUGCUGUCUCUGAUCCCUCCAAUCCAGGCUCCUCGAUCUAUUUGUACAAAAAAGGGAAUCUGACAGACAGACAGUUCCAGCCCGUGUCCAAGCCGCCCCCACCGAUAGUGAAUGAUGUCCAGAAACAAAGUGUGUCCCUGAAACUGCAGAAGUCUCCAAGUGGAGAAACAGAGAAGUACAGAGUAGAGUACAAGCAGGUCAAAGCUGAGGAGGAACAGUGGCUUGUCAUGAACACAGAAGAUAAGGACGUUACUCUGACUGGACUGGAAUCUGGAAAGCACUACUUGAUCCGCUGCAGGAUUGUGGGUAUACUGGGAGUGAGUGAAGCCAGUGAUACUGUCAGCACUGAAACAUUUUCAGCACAAGAUGUGAUUGAGGGAGGUUCGGAAUUCCCCUUUGGAAUUUAAUUCUUUCCCAACAUCAUUUCGCAGAUCACCAUUGCUUACAGCGAGAUGACACUGAACUCAAUCCAGGUGAAUUUACAUGAUGGGCAAAUGUUGAAUGUUGGUAAAGUAUCAACAAUAGGAUCUAAUGAACAAAC